Molecule: messenger RNA, 1860 nt
Organism: Lodderomyces margitis
Lineage: Eukaryota; Fungi; Ascomycota; Pichiomycetes; Serinales; Debaryomycetaceae
Exons: 1
Coding region: 1-1860 (619 amino acids)
Source: RefSeq, a predicted model, not a curated record
AUGAGUGAAAACAUCCCUGUAGAGAAGAAUCUCAGCUCAAAUGAGAGUCCUGCAUCAUCGAGUGUGAAUAGUCAAGGCAUUCCAAUUAUUCCUCCACGACCAAAGCCCAAGAAUGACUUAAAAUCAACCACGUCACUGCUGUCAAGCACCUCUACCAAGAGUUCAAAACCAGAACCCGAAACAGGCAGUAAAGAAGAUAUUGAUUUGAACGAAGAACUGGAACUGGACUUGUUGGAUGCAUAUGGUGUCGAUUCUCAGCAUCAAGGAGAGAAAACAUUAGAAUCUCCAUAUGAAGUUCAAGGUGGGGCUAGUAAUUCGCACAAUUCUAUCGAUGAGCUCCCACAAGCUGUGUCAGAGGAAAGUGCCUCCAUGAACCAUCAAACCGAUGACCAGGAUGUUAUCGAUGGCGACAAAACCCCUGGUAAUUCAAAUACUAAAGCUUCAUUUAAGGAGAAUAUUGACGAGACAGACGCAGCCGAUAACGAGAGUUCAAGCUUCAAUGAUGAUAUGGAGACUGUCUUACAGGAAAGCCAUGAGUCGAGUGAUGGUGGGUCUGAUUAUUCUGUUCAUUUAGCCUCUGCCACACAGGAUAUUCCAGUAAAUGGGUUGCAAGAGAGUUCGGCCGAGUUCACAAAGGAAGAGGAACCUGACAACACUGGCGGAAAGAACGACAAGAACGAAAAGAAGCAAACUGGAAAUGCAAGGGAAGAAGACCACACUGAUCACAAGUUCGAAGCUGAAUAUGCGUCAAAGGGGGACGACGAGGAGAACAUUACAACAGGAGAAGAAAGUCUUUCAACAAAAGAAGAUCCACAUACUCAGGACAGAGAAGAGCAAGAAAGGAGUGUAGAGAACCCUUCAGCCACAGCAAGCAAAGUCCCCAUGAUACCAGCUCGGCCAGCUCGGCCAGCUGGUAAGUCAAAAACAUCGAAUACCUCCUUGGAUACAGAUGAGGAUACAACGGUAGAAGAGUCGGGAAAACAAGUAUCUGCCAGUGAUGAAGUCAACCAGCAAAAUAUUGCGCCCAAUGAUAGUCCGAAGGAUUCACCCGGAAUAAGCAGCGCCGAGCCGCUGGAUUUGAAUAAGAUUGUAUCAAAUGAACCUGUUGUUGGAGAUAAUACUCAAAAAGCAGCCCCGGAGAAGAAUCCAGUUCCCAAAAUUCCCGUGAGGCCAACAAAGAGACCAGACGAGUCCAAAGCGGGACCAAAGGCUCCACCUCCAAAGCCAAAGAAGUUGUCAAGUAAAAUUGAGGCUUUUCAGCAACAGCUAUUCAAUUCUUCUUCGAAUCAUGGGAAGACAUCGAACUCGGAUACUGGAACAACUAAUGGAGGUGAGAAUAUCUCUAAUAAGGCACCUGUGCACCGGAGGGUAUUUGAAUCCAGCGGCAUUCCACUUCCUGGUAUGUUUAACCCUGCACUUCGCCCUGUGGCAGUGGAACCUAAAGCAUCGAAAGAGGAAUCCCUAAAAGAAACAAGGACAACAAAAAGGGUACGCGGCCCUAGGGGCAAGAGGUUGCCUCAGGCGGUUGCUAAUGCAAGUGUUGUUUCAGAGAGUAAUAGGGAUUUGGAAAAGGGAAGCUUAUGGGCAUUUACAUUCACUAAAGCUAGUUCUACCGAAACUGAUAACACCGAGAAAGUUUCUAUAACUAAUAAACUGCCCGAAGUUGUUGACCAGCCUGGUGGGGAGUCCAAUGUUGGUACACCAGCAAACAGCGUCGAGGAGUUGCUGGAAAGUCAAGUUACUGAAAUCAGCCUGCAUUCGGAAGACACGAAACCUGUGCUGUCUGAGGGUUUGAAUCUUCUGGUGGAAGCGGAGAUGAAAAAUAGCUCAUCUGACAGUGAGGCGAUUGGUGAAACAUGA